Messenger RNA from Macrobrachium nipponense, 3104 nucleotides. RefSeq names its product baculoviral IAP repeat-containing protein 6-like. The transcript is spliced from 5 exons. The record is from RefSeq and is a predicted model, not a curated record. Lineage: Eukaryota; Metazoa; Arthropoda; Malacostraca; Decapoda; Palaemonidae. Bases 696 to 1994 code for a protein of 432 amino acids.
AACCAUGAGCAAAUUUUCUACAUCAUCGAGAAUAUAAGGCCGUUGUUUCGUCAAUACUGUGACACCUUUUGAUGCUUUACUGGCUUUAAUUUCUUCUUUUUUCUUCAAAAUAGUGCAGAUCGUUGAUUGCGACCGCUUGAAGAAUGCUGCAAUGUCUUUCACGCGCUCGCCUUUAUCAUGCAUUUGGAUAAUUUCCUUCUUCAUUUCGACUGUAAUCAUCUCCUUCUUUCUUAUGCUUUCCUUCUUGCUGCUUGCCUUCGUCAUCUUGGGAGCCAUUGUCUUUAGUAUUUGGGUAAUAGUAAUAUAAGCACUAUCACGGAAACACAACACGUGCGCAAAUCACUAAACAAAUUUGAGAGCGUAUCACGGACAGAUGCGUUCAAUCUUAACACCAGCGAGAUAGUGAAAGAGUUAUGGUUUAAAACGGGUCAAGGGAUGCGUGGGAGGAAGUCACGUGACCCUCGUUAAGUUUUGGCCGAAAAAAAUGCGUUCGCCAGCGAGAUAGUGAAAGAGUUAUGGUUUAAAACGGGUCAAGGGAUGCGUGGGAGGAAGUCACGUGACCCUCGUUAAGUUUUGGCCGAAAAAAAUGCGUUCGCAGAUCCCACGCUCAUCCGAUGUCCGAUGUAAACAAAGCAGGCGGCCUCAAAUGAUAGAAAUUCGCGCAUUCGUAUUCCAAGUGAAAUUCGUAUUCCAGAAUGAGGGCGUCACUUCGUAAGUUAAAAAAUUCGUAUACUAAUCGGUUCGUAACCCAAAGUAUUACUGUACUUCUUUUCUUGCAGGUGCUUAUUACAGGACCGGAAGAUACACCAUAUGCCAAUGGCUGCUUUGAAUUUGAUGUUUACUUCCCAGUAGACUAUCCAACCUCCCCACUUCAUAUUAAUUUACAGACAACUGGGGAAGGUCGGGUACGUUUUAACCCCAACCUGUAUCAGGAUGGGAAAGUUUGUUUAAGCAUCCUAAAUACUUGGCAUGGCAGACCAGAGGAAAAGUGGAAUCCUCAAACUUCAUCACUCCUUCAGGUGCUAGUAUCUAUACAAUCUCUGAUUUUCGUCAGUGAGCCUUACUUUAAUGAACCUGGCUAUGAAAGGUCACGAGGAACACCUGCAGCAAUGCAAAACUCCCGUGAAUAUGAUGCCAAUAUCCGUGCAGCAACUGUGAGAUGGGCAAUGCUGAAUCAGCUUCGUAGUCCUUCUCCAUGUUUCAAAGAGGUGAUUGAACGCCACUUUUGGCUAAAGCACAAGGAGAUAAUGGAACAAGUUGAAGGGUGGAUCACUGAUAUGGAGAGCUUGAGUGAAAACAGAAGGGCAGGCAAAACUAUUGCCCACAAUACUGUUGGUCUUAAGAAAAGUUUUCAGUUGCUGAAGGAUGAAUUCAGAAAGAUGAGUCCACCACCCGGGUUGGAAGGUUUCCAUCUUGCUUCUAGUCUUUUGAAUGCAUGCAGCAGCAGGGCGACUUUAACAAAACCCCAUACUACUUUGACUUCUGAAAAAGAAAGAGAGGAGCAACAUACUGAAGUUGAGAAUGAAUUGAAAGGUGCAACUGGAGGCCAGGCUGGGGGCCCAGUUCGUACCAGAACAAGAAAAACAUCUAGAGCUAAUUUGUUUAUGAGUAAACCGCACAGUGAUGCUAAACACCUGAAUCAUAAUUCUGCAAUCCCAGCCACAAAAAGUAUUGCAAGUACAUCAGCGACAAGUAGCUCGCCCUCGUUGAAAUCAGUCCAGCAAGGCAUACUCAAUCAAGAUUCGGAGGACGAGAUUAGUAUUGGUGUAGCAUCCUCUCCAUUAGGGGAUAAGGAUAUUGUUUCGGUAAUACCAGACAUUGUGCAGACAACUUGCUUCACAAGUGAAAAUGACAAAUUAGACACUAGUUGCAAAACAGUAGAUGUUGAUGGACAAGUUUGCAAUCAUGUAAAUCAUAUAACUUCCUCUGUGAAGGAAACAACGCCAGCAGACACUGCUAGUUCACAAAGCACCUCAGCAGGAAUGCCUUGCUAGCAUAGAGUGUAUAGGCAUACAGUAGUUUGUUAUCAAUAUCUCUUUCUUUCAUCAAAAGUACUUUUCAUGCCUUUACUUUGUGCACUUAUAAUUUCCAAAAGCAUUUAUGUUUUGUUAGUGUCAAGAAUUCUGGAAAGAACACUCCAUCAUUCAUAUAUAAUUUUUGUGGUUUUUAAGCUUUCUCUUUAUGAAAUGAGCUCCCCUAACCCAAUUUAUGAACAGUACAUUCCAGUGAUGGGUGUGAUGACCUAUAUUUGGUAGUAGGUGGAGCCAAGCUGUGUGUUGGCCUUUCGUCUUGAGAUUUUAUAUUUGAUAAUGAAUACUGAAAACUGUGGUUUUCAUUAUAACUGUGAUUUAACUGAUAGUGAAAUAAAGGGAAUGAAUGAAUACAGUGUUGAUACUUGUUGAAUCAUGAACCUCUUGCAGAUACUUUUUUGAAAUCUUUGUGCAUUUAUGAUCUGAUGCAAGCGCUUGUAAGCACCACAAAGUGAAUACAUCAUGUUUAGUUGUGAUUAUGUUUACACAAAGAUACACUGUAAUAUAACAAUGGUCUGCAUGACUUUUUUUUAUUAUUUUUUUUGCUAGUCAGUGUGUGAAAUGUGUUCGGUGUGACUAAUCCAGCAUAUCUUUCAUACUGCAGUGUAUUGACUAACACACAUGAAAGAUGUGGAUAGGUGAUGUACAAAUUAUUUCUUAACCAUAUCUUAAUUGAUGUGCAUAGUAUAUGGGACUUUCAGAAAGAGUGACCGAUUUUUUUUUCCAUUCCUUUAGUUUCUGUUUGAUAAGCCAACCAAUCCUUUAGUCUGAUUGGUGCAGCUCUUGUAAUCACAAGUGAUGAGAGAAAAAUAAAAUGCCUUUUUGAGUGUGACUUGUAGAUUGUGAUUGUUAGAUUUGUUUAUAUAAUUUCUCAGGUACUGUAUAUUCAUCAUGCCUUUAUUAUUAGCAAGUCAUCUGAAUUGUGGCAUUGAAAUUUGCCUAUCAGAUGAGCAUCGUUGCAUAUCGUGAUCUAUAGAAUUUGUAAAUUGGACUCUUGAUUCACCUGGUAUAGCUUAUCAUAGUUUUGUAAAUAUAUCUAAAUGUUAUUUAGCCAUUAAAAUGUACAGGAAUGUA